CCAUCAGUUCCUUCGGCGAGCUUCCCGGUACGACAGUAAAGCGACGGAAAUCGUAAUGAAACUUUGUCUCAUUUUCCUAGCGGCCGCUACCAUUGCGGUUGCUUCCGCUGCUACGGGGCCCCUAUUCUUGCCCCGCUUUGGCCAAGGACCAAGGGGACAGCAGCAACGCCAGCAAGUACAGGGCAGUGACUCUGACAGCAGCGGCAGCAGCAGCUCUUCGGAGAGCUCCCAAUCGAGUGAUGAUGAUUCCGGUUCGGUGGAGAGUAAUCCCGCCAUCCAACCCGUAGGUAUCUUUGGACGGCCGGGACGACCCUGGUGGUCUCUUCCUGGGAUUCCUCCAUUCCGUCCACCGUGGCAUCCGCGCCCACCCUUCGGCGGGCGUCCCUGGUGGUUGAGACCUCCGUUCCACCGACCCACGACCAGUACGGCUGCUCCCGAGGGUACUUCGGUGGCGAGUCCGACGACGGCAGAAGCUUCGACGACCACGGAGGCGGCCACCACCACCGAGGAAGCGACUACUACGGCGGAAGCGACUACUACGGAGGAAGCGACUACUACUGAGGAAGCAACCACUACUGAGGAAGCAACCACUACUGGGGAAGUGACAACCACUGCGGAAGCGACCACUACCGAGUAGCCAACAACAGCUGAUUCUUCUUAACGAACCACUGAUUCUUCGACCAAACUGUACACUUCUAACCGAAAUGAAAGCAAUAAAAGCAAACUAUAUUCCACAAUGAAGCUUAUUAGUUUUGGGUUGUUUACUUUAUUUAAUCAUAUCUUUUAACUCAGAGAAUAUAAAGCUACUAAGAAAAAUCAUUAACAACGGAUAAAAAUAUCAAAAAAAUCCAAGAAACGCGCAGAAAUUAACUUUUUACCACAGUAUAUUCCCCCUUCUCUCUCUCACUCUCACACCAUACGGCUCCUAACAUUAUGCAAACUGCAAUACAUGCUCUUCUGGACCGCUCAUCGCGCCAUCUGGUGGUGAGGAUUUUAAGCUGUUCAUUUCAAAAUCGUCGUUAAAUAACGAUGCAUCGGAGAUUGUGACAUAUUUUACAUUUUUUUCAACAACUGAAGAGAGAUCCGAGUAAACAUAUUUUACAUUAAUAACAUUAAAUAUUAGUGACAUUUUCUUCUAUUUAGUAACGACAACAAAAAAACACCACAAAUCAUGAACCAUCCUCAUUGCUGCUGUAUGCUUGGUAUGCGUUUAUUGAAAUUGUCAUUUUGCUUCGUGUUCGUUUUUUUUUUCUUUUUUAUUUAUUCAUAUCAAUUGUUCUAUUACAUUAUCUUGCAGUAAGUAGCGCAUUUAUAAGUUUGGAGUUUUUGAGUGUUUUUUUUUCUUCUUUAUUCAUUUCAUUGCUAUUAUUGUAAAUUUGGCCAGUUUUACGGCUGACACGUGGUGUGUGUGUGACGGACAUGUGUGUGUGCGUGCAUUAUAAUAAAUACCAGUUUUGCUUUGCUCUUUCGACAGUAUUACACUCAGCGAACAUGCACACACCCACGCACACAUGUACUGUUUGCGAUUUAAAUGUUUUCGAACUAACGACAGAACAAACGAUGGAGGGAAAAAUGGUUCUAUUUUCAUCCACUUUUGCACUGCUGUUUGCGUUAGAAGCUAUUGAUAUCAAGAGAGAAAGAGAGAGAGGGUGUGUGUGUGAAAGGGAUUAAAUGUUGCUUUUUCUUGUUAAAUGUUGUUUGCUUUUGAAUAACCACUCUUAAGCUUGUUGUUAACUAUUAGAGUUACAUGAAGAUGGUUUGUGUUUGUGUGUGUAUGUGUGUGACUGAGCUUCAAACAGAUGAAUUAACAUGAACUUCAAAUUGUGUUUGUGUGUGUGUUAGAUUUUUGUUUAACAAUUUCCGUGUUACGUUUUCAUGCGUAAAUUUGAAAACUAAAACGGAAAACAUUCCACUACAUAGAUAUCACUGCACUGGUAACAAAUGCGCACAAAAGUGUUUUCGUAAGUUUUCGUUAUUAUACACCCCCUCCCCGCACCAUCAUCCUCCAUCCGUUUCCAACACUGUUAGUGUGCCGUUCUACUUCUGGCGACGUUUUCAUUUCACCCUUUCAAAAUCAUCCUACUACCCUAACACCCUAACUAAAUCUCCCUCUCCGUCCGCUGUGUAGUUUUCUAUUUCAGUUGUUGCGUUUGCUUUCCGUUUGUCCGUUUCGCGGAUUCUAAUUCAUUUAAGGAAUUUGGUUUUGUGGCUACUACUUCUCCCUCUAUGUUUAACCAGAGAAAAGACGGGUGCAGUUUUUAACGAUCGGGUUUUACAUGCUUGUUCGAUCCAUUGCAAUGCAUUUGAUUCAACUCUGCAUAACUGUGGUUCACGUGUUCAGCCUCGUAAGCUUCCUUUUCCCUUCCAGCUGUUGCACACUCAGCAGAGUACUUUUCGAUCGUUAGUAGCUCUCCCUCUUUCGCUUUAUUUUUUAUUUCUCGUUGAAGGCGCAUUAUACUUCUAUGCUUUCAGUAUAUAAUAAUAUUUAAGUUUAACAUCCAUGAUCACAGGAGAAAUAACUUGCAAAACAUGUUUUGCUGACGAAGGUGUGCUUGCUUGCGCACGUUGCCUUUUGUUUUUUUUUCUUCUAUUGGUUAGUAAAUUAUGUUUUAUAGUAGUAGUAGAAGUAGUAAUAGUAUAUUGUUUGCAAUAUCCUUCCGGUUUUAUCAUGGUUUUCCAUUAACUAGUCUUCUGUUUCACGCUCUAUCCACGAGAUGGAUUCGUUAUCAUUAUUGGCCACUCGACUUCUACUCUGUUUCGGUAAUUUAAAUGUAAAUGUAAAUGAAAAAAAUGAGAUAAGUAAGUGAACAUAAAUGAUACUAAAUCACAUCUUGCUUUGAAACCAACAGCAAGUAAUGAAUGAAUUGUCUAGUAAGAAGGUAAGAUAACACAAUGUAAACGAUAGUGCAUGAUAACGCUUUGUGCUACACUGAUAAUGAGGUAUAUAUAUAUAUAUAACAUAAUGAGUGGAAACACAAAUGCGUAAAACAAAAACAAAAACAUGCAAACAAAAAUCCCAUUUCUCAACUUGCAUCGUUACGGCUGCGAUAGCGCGGCUUCGUUCGCAUACAAACACAACUUGCCAGAGGGGGUGGUUUCGUAUUUAGUACUUUGUUUUGUUUGUAUUGUAAUAUGUUUUCAUCUUCUCCGCUCAUCUUCGUGCUGUUUUUUUUUCCUUCCUCUUCCUUUUUUUUCUCUUUUCUGUUUCGUUUAACUUUCAUACUGUGUACUUCUCUGCUGCGUUUUCCUUUUAAUAAUAAAUAAUUUAAAAUUGUAAAAGUCUUUACUAGUUGUGUACCGCUCGUGUACCGCUGCUCCCCCUUCUCUCUGUGUGUGAUUUUCAUUUUUUUUUUUCUCCUGCUGUUCACUAUCUGGUUUAUCCUGUUGAUGCUCUCACGCCUUUAGGCGCAGACCCCGUAGAACCAAUCAUAUUCCAUAUUCAGUUUAAAGCGUGUUUUUCUUGCCGUUCGAACAGAAAUCUUCCGUGUUUCGUAUCUUUUAUCACCUCUAUAACCUCCAAAAAGCGACGCGAUCGUGUGCGUGCGCGCGCACCUUUCUUUUCGCACAACAUUCCGAACCGCUAGAGAGUAAUGAUAGAAAAGCAGGAAGUUUGUAGGAAGAUACUAUAAGUGUGUCUGUUUGUGAGAGCGCGCGAGAGAGAGAGAGAGAGCCACUUUCUUUGAUUGCUUUACAAGUCCUAACUAGCGCUACUAUUUAGAUACAAAUGGAGAGUUGCAAGGGCCCUCCCACCCCUUUCCGUCGGUCUGGGCUGUCAGCUGCUUCCCAAACGGCAAUAAGGAACGAACUGGUGUGUGGGUUGCUGUUGUCUUGAUCGUGCAAAACAUGCAAUCACUUCCACCGCUUCCACAGUGUUUCUAUCAUUACUCGUCCCCAUUCGCGUCCGGAAGGGCAUGCGCGUGCGAGUGGGCGUGCGCGCGCACGUGCUCGCGUAAGUGCGCUGAGAGUUGGGUGGUUUCUUUUUUGCAGGUUAAAUAAAAUGAAUACAUGGAAUUGGGGGGGGGGGGG
Molecule: messenger RNA, 4026 nt
Organism: Anopheles coluzzii
Lineage: Eukaryota; Metazoa; Arthropoda; Insecta; Diptera; Culicidae
Product: spore coat protein SP96-like
Exons: 1
Coding region: 56-637 (193 amino acids)
Source: RefSeq, a predicted model, not a curated record